AUGAAGUUCAUCAUUGCUACAACUGUACUCUGCCUGUGCCUGGUUCUUGGCCAAGCCCAGACGCUGACAACGCCGGAGCAAUGGAGCACUCAGCUAUCGAGCCUGGUGGAUGACAUGACGCAGAUUGGCAUUGACGCAGGCAAGACGCUGGUGCAUCAGUACGAAGAGAUUGUCGUGGAGCCACAGCAGCAGCUGGAGCAGGCCGUCGAUAAGGUGGAGACCCGUCGCAAGGAAAGUCCCGAAUGUGUGGCCGCCCAGGAUGCCGAAAUUGUCCGCAUUGUGGAUACGGCUCUCGACGAGCUGCAUGUCUGCGGUGUGACAGCUGCCCACGAUUCGGCCGAUAUUGUCAGUGAUGUUAAUGCUGCCACACAGCAGCUGGUCUUCGGCGGCUACUCGCGACGUGCUCGCUCCUCGGUCGAGACCAUCAAGCAGGCGACCAACGAACGCAUUCCCGGUGUCUUUGUCGAGAGCAAAGCUUGCACCCAUCUCGCAUCCUCUAAGGCUAUUGAUGCUCUCGAUGUGGUCAUCACCAACAUCGAUUCCUGCAUUGCCAGGGCUCGUCGUCAUUAG
Messenger RNA from Drosophila nasuta, 570 nucleotides. RefSeq lists its product as uncharacterized. The transcript is spliced from 2 exons. Bases 1 to 570 code for a protein of 189 amino acids. Lineage: Eukaryota; Metazoa; Arthropoda; Insecta; Diptera; Drosophilidae. The record is from RefSeq and is a predicted model, not a curated record.